Messenger RNA from Arabidopsis lyrata subsp. lyrata, 2632 nucleotides. RefSeq names its product putative cysteine-rich receptor-like protein kinase 35. Lineage: Eukaryota; Viridiplantae; Streptophyta; Magnoliopsida; Brassicales; Brassicaceae. The record is from RefSeq and is a predicted model, not a curated record. Gene Ontology annotation, biological process: protein phosphorylation. The transcript has 7 exons. Gene Ontology annotation, molecular function: ATP binding; protein kinase activity. The coding region runs from base 401 to 2434 and encodes 677 amino acids.
GAUGGCUUUUCGAUUCCAACUAUAUUUAUGGGAAUUAGGGUUUCAUCUGUUAGUUAUAUGCUUGCAAUUGACGAUUUGUUGCUGAUUACUCUGUUUCAUCGAAUCAAAAUUCUCCAACUUUCCUUUUUUCGGAAUCAUGUUCUUCUUGUCUUGUUCUUGUCUGAUAUCGUCUAAAUAUUCUUUACAUGAAUUAUUUAUUCAAAGACUUUUCGACGAUAAUGCCAGUGGCAAUCGUUUAGUAGUUAAUGUAAUAGACAGGACCAGUGAUGGGUCAAUAUCAUUCCUUUCGGUCCCAUUGCAAUUUGCAGAUUAAUGUCAAUAAUGCUACUAAUGUGCAAUCCUCUCUGUCAAAAAUUGGAACUUUAUGAGUGAAGUCAUUAUAAAGUGACAAUGGACUCACAUGUAUGCAGACAGAUCCUCCAAAUCUUCGAAAAUGAAACAGAUGAGUCUCUUGUGGUUUGUUCUUGUUAGCUUUAGUGUUGCUUCUGCACAACCAUGCGUGAACAACGGGUUUUUUAGACCCAAUAGUACAUAUGACAUUAACCGUGCUCUCGUCCUCUCUACUCUUGCUUCAAAUGUCAGGGCUCGUAACGGUUUCUAUAAUGCAUCGAUUGGCCAAGAACUUGAUCGAGUGUAUGGAGUGGGGAUGUGUAUCCCUGGCGCUGAACCAGAGCUGUGCUUAGAUUGUAUCGAGAAGGCGUCUGACGGGUUAUUACAGAGCUGUCCUAACCAAACAGAAGCCUUUACAUGGUCUGGUGGAGGUAAAACUCUUUGUAUGGUACGUUACUCCAACCGUUCAUUAUCUGGAUCACUUGAUAUGGACCCUCCUUCAAAAGGGUACAAUGAUGGGGAUAUCAAAUCUAAUGUAACAGAGUUUAAUAGAAUUUGGGAAGAGUUAACGCUUAGAAUGAUAGUCGAGGCUUCUACAGGCAAGGAUGCAUCAAUAUUGUCUAAUCAUAAGUACUAUGCAGCCGACAUAGCAGCGUUGACAGCUUUCCAGAAUAUAUACGCAUUAAUGCAAUGCACACCGGAUUUAUCUUCGACAAACUGUAAAACCUGUCUGUUGAAAAGUGUUGGUGACUAUCAAACCUGCUGCCAUGGGAAGCAAGGUGGAUAUGUAUUUAGGCCAAGCUGUAUUUUCCGGUGGGAUCUGUAUCCCUUUAACGGGGCUUUUGAUCAUAUUACAUCGACAGCGCCACCAUCAUCUCGUCCAGCACCUCCGCCUCAAGUGCCAGCUUCUAUGGAACUUACUAAAACCCAUAAAGAUAAUAAAACAAUCUCAAAAGGAGUCGUCAUGGCAAUUGUUGUUCCGGCUGUAAUUACCUUCUUGGUAUUGGCUGCUCUAGGAUUUGCUGUUUGCGGGAGGAGGAAGUCAUACCAAUCACUUGAUCGUCAGACUGGCAUUGAUAUUACAACUACACAUUCACUGCAAUUUGAUUUGAAGACAAUCGAAGCUGCAACAGAUAAGUUUUCAGAGAGGAACAAGAUUGGUCAGGGUGGAUUUGGAGAAGUUUUCAAGGGUGUGCUUCCAGACGGGACAGAAGUUGCUGUGAAAAGGCUGUCAAAAACAUCGAGUCAAGGCGCACGAGAGUUCAAGAACGAGGCUGUUCUGGUGGCAAAGCUUCAGCACAGAAACCUGGUUAGGCUGCUUGGUUUUUGUUUGGAAGGAGAAGAGAAGAUACUUGUCUACGAGUUUGUACCUAACAAAAGCCUCGACUACUUCCUGUUUGAUCUUUCAAAACAAGGCCAGUUGGACUGGAAAACACGUUACAAUAUCAUUGGCGGGAUUGCUCGUGGAAUUCUCUAUCUUCAUCAAGAUUCACGACUCACAAUCAUACACCGCGACCUCAAAGCGAGUAACAUUCUCUUAGAUGCUGAUAUGAACCCAAAAAUUGCUGACUUUGGAAUUGCAAGGCUUUUUGAGAUGGACCAAACUCAAGCUGAAACGAGCAGGAUAGUUGGAACCUAUGGUUAUAUGCCUCCAGAGUAUGCAAUGAAAGGUCAUUUCUCUGUGAAGUCUGAUGUCUACAGCUUUGGAGUCUUAGUUCUUGAGAUUAUAGCCGGCAAGAAGAACAAUGGCUUGGACCAGGACGGCAAUGCUAGAAACUUGGUCACAUAUGUCUGGAGGCUUUGGAGAGAGGGUUCACCAUCAGAGCUCGUGGAUCAGUCGGUUGGAGAGAAUUAUGACAGCAACGAAGUUACAAGAUGCAUCCAUACCGCGCUGUUGUGUGUUCAAGAAGAUCCUGCAGAUCGUCCUACCUUGCCUUCAAUUAUCUUGAUGCUCAGUAGUAACACGAUUACUCUACCAGUGCCUCGACAACCUGGAUUUUACUUCCAGAGUAGACGUGAUGAUUUUGAGGGAUUAGAACCAAGUCAAUCUACAGGAAGAUCGAUUCCUUAUUCUGUGUCGAUAACUGAUUUAGAUCCUCGUUGAAGAUGGAAGCAUUCUCUGUGUGUAAGUUUUGAGUGAUGCUUCUACAGUAAUAUCUUAUUUUGUGUGAGACUUGAAUAUUCAUGUGAGUUGUGUGAGAACUUCUGUUUAUACUGUAUCUACCUAUUUGAUGUGACUUGAAUAUGCAUCUUAAGUUCUGUUUUACUACACUUUUGCUGAAAUCAGACGGUUAGUUUAAUA